Molecule: messenger RNA, 4879 nt
Organism: Musca domestica (house fly)
Lineage: Eukaryota; Metazoa; Arthropoda; Insecta; Diptera; Muscidae
Gene: subdued
Product: anoctamin-2
Exons: 16
Coding region: 371-4162 (1263 amino acids)
Biological process (GO): chloride transmembrane transport
Cellular component (GO): plasma membrane
Molecular function (GO): chloride channel activity; protein dimerization activity
Source: RefSeq, a predicted model, not a curated record
CAGCAGUUGAUAGGGAAAACUUGUCGUGCUGAGUUGUGUCGGUGGUGUGUUGAAAUAACACAUAAUUAAUUAUAUUUCUUGGUGUUGUUUUUCGUUCAAUACCAUCUAUGCAUGGUUGAGGAAUUGGCAAAUGCGAAAAAGAAUACAAAAAAAAAAGAGUAUCGUUUGAAAAACGAGUAUUUUUGUGUUGAUAACAAAAUAAAUUACAAGAAUAUCUAACGUGUUGGUUUAAUAAUGGAAGUUGCAAGUUUCUGAUUUCAAUUUUUUGAGUUUCAUAACAAAGUUUGCCAUAUGUUCAAGGACUCUGAAAGUUGAUGGAAAUUGAAGUGUCUGUGAUUGAUGUGGUGAUAAAAAAAUAAUUUCCAUUGCAAUGGAAAGCGAAAAUGUAAACAUCGACAACAACAAAGAAGAUGACACUUCAAAAUUUCGUGAGGUUGGCGAAGGUGGUGGCGAUGGGGAUAAAAGUCCCCUAACAAAACAAACACAUGUGGAUGGUAAUGAGAGUGAAGAUGCUGAUACAGAAGAUGCUGAGACAGCGGAAACAAUAACAACAAUUGGCAAUGUCAACAACCAAAAAACAGCUGUUAUUGGUGAGGAACAACGACACGACAAAACGGAAGAAGAAAACGAACCAGGUGAUGAUAAACAACGACAACAACAAAUAAAAAUAGACAAAGUAGAUGUCGAUGAUGACGAUUUGCACGAAACACUUUCAUUAUUAAAACCGCCGGCCGGUAUUACCAAUAUUGACGAACCACAACCGAUACCCGAAACCACAGAAGAUGACGACGAAGAAUCGACUCUAAUCGCGACCAGUUUUGAACGUCCAUUCAGUACCCCCUUAGCCCCAUUCGAUAUGGAAUUAAUGGAUAGACUUAAAAAAGAACAAGAAGCAAAACGUCAAUCGCUCUCUUCCGAAUACAAACGACAGAGAUCGAAUACAUCGCAACGUAAGAGUAUAAAUGCUGUAGUGGCCACUAACAUGUUUUUGGAACAUGAAAAUCAGUGUUCAGAUGGUCGGGGUAUUAUUGACAGUCAGGCGGCUAAACGAAAAGAAACAAGUGGCGGCAGCGGUUGUGAGCAUCAUCGUGUUACACCAGCUGAUUUAGCGUACACUAACAUUGGUGGUGAUUCAGAAUAUCCAGCAACGACAAUGGCACAUCUGGGCGAGAGUUUUCACCGAGACAGCACAACAUCGACACUGUUGCUACAAGACGAAGAAUCUCGACAAUCUGGCCGUAUUGUUAGUGCUACCAGCAACAACAGCAACAACAACAAUCAUACAAAUCAUCAAAACUACCUCAGCAACAAUCAUCAUCGCCAUCAUCAGUAUCCUCGCAAAUCUCCUGCCACUGAAGAGUUGCCAAUGACUCCCUUAGCUCCAUUUCAAGAACCAACCGAUGACGAUAUAAAUCCUCCAAAUGAUUUCUACAUGAAAUGUGAAAAGAAUCCAUCGUUAUUUUUCGACGAUGGUGUGCGUUCGAUUGAUUUUGUACUGGUCUAUAAAAUUAAUCCACAGCCAAAUGUGGAGGAUCAACAUGAAGAGAAACGGCACAUAUUCGAAAUGAAUCUCCUGUCCGAGGGUCUGGAAAUUGAAAGGGCCUGUAAGGAGAAGGAACAGAUCUAUUUUGUUAAGGUCCAUGCCCCAUUGGAGGUGUUACGUCGUUAUGCGGAAAUUCUUAAGUUACGCAUGCCCAUGAAAGAGUUAACAUGCAACGUGAAAUUAUUAUCGAAAUACAGUCGGCUGCGUUACGCAGCCCAAUACAUUUCAAAAAAGAUUCCUGGUAUGUCGGUGGUGAAUCGCUCAACUAGCAGUGUAUUUUCUAGUCUAAAAGGUUUAAUCAAGUUCUUCAUGAGGCAUAUCUAUGUCGACGAACGGAAUUUUCCUCGACGCGCACAACGUUUUACUGCCAUCUACAGUCGGGAUAAAGAAUAUCUAUUCGAUAUACGACAGGAUAAUUUCUUUACACCCGCCGUCCGUUCACGCAUUGUACAGUUCAUAUUGGAUCGCCAGCGUUUCACGCCAAAGAGUAAAGAUGAAAUGGCCUUUGGCAUUGAGAGAAUGGUGGCCUCAAAUAUCUAUUGUGCUGGAUAUCCAUUACAUGAUGGUGAAGUUACUGAAAAGAAUACAAUGCGCCAUACCCUCUACACCCAUUGGGCUUCCGUACGAAAAUGGUAUCGUUAUCAACCCCUGGACUAUAUCAAAGAAUAUUUUGGUGUAAAAAUUGGAUUAUAUUUUGCCUGGUUGGGAUUUUACACAUAUAUGUUGUUGCUGGCAUCGGUGGUGGGGGUGUUUUGUUUUAUCUAUUCCUGGUCAACGCUCAAAGAUUUUGAACCUGUAAAAGAAAUAUGCGGUGGCAAAAAGAACAUCACUAUGUGUCCGCUGUGUGAAUGGUGUGAUUUUUGGGACCUGAAAGAAACCUGUUUUUAUGCCAAAAUCUCCUAUUUAAUCGAUAAUCCAAGUACGGUAUUCUUUGCCGUAUUUAUGUCCUUUUGGGCCACGCUAUUUUUGGAGCUGUGGAAACGUUAUUCUGCUGAAAUAACACAUCGUUGGGAUUUGACGGGUUUCGAUGUCCAUGAGGAACAUCCGCGUCCCCAGUAUUUAGCCAAAUUACAACAUUUACCCCAUACUCGAACCGAUUAUGUUACAAACAUGCGGGAACCAACAGUGCCAUUCUGGCGCAUGAAAUUGCCAGCAGCUGUUUUUAGUUUUUCCAUGGUUUUACUUUUGGUAGCACUGACAUUGGUUGCGGUAUUGGCGGUAGUUGUUUAUCGCAUGGCAACGAUGGCUUCAUUGAUGUUGCGCAAAACGAAUCCAAUGAAUACAUCAAGUGCCAUUGUGUUGGCUACCUCAUCGGCGGCGUUUUUGAAUUUAUGUAUGCUCUAUGUACUUAAUUAUGUUUAUAAUCGUCUAGCUGAGUAUCUCACCGAAUUGGAAAUGUGGCGCACCCAAACCCAGUUUGAUGAUUCCUUAACCCUGAAAAUGUACCUGUUGCAGUUUGUAAAUUACUAUGCUUCCAUAUUUUAUGUAGCCUUCUAUAAGGGGAAGUUUGUUGGACGUCCUGGUGCCUAUACACUACUGUUUGAUUUUAGACAAGAAGAGUGCUCCUCUGGUGGCUGUCUCACAGAACUAUGCAUACAACUAGCGAUCAUUAUGAUAGGAAAACAAGCUUUCAAUUCCAUUUUGGAAGUUAUAAUGCCAAUGAUUUGGCGCAAAAUUGGUGCCAUACGUGUGGGACUCUCAAAGCUCUUUACCCCCAAAGAACAUGACAAACACAAAGAUACCGAAAGAUGGGUUCGUGAUUUAAAACUAUUGGAUUGGGGAACUAGAAGUCUGUUUCCAGAAUAUUUAGAAAUGGUUUUACAAUAUGGCUUUGUAACAAUAUUUGUGGCCGCCUUCCCAUUGGCCCCGCUGUUCGCCCUUUUGAAUAACAUUUUGGAAAUGCGCUUGGAUGCCAAGAAACUGCUGACACAUCAUCGCCGUCCCGUCUCGCAAAGAGUACGUGAUAUUGGUGUGUGGUAUCGCAUAUUGGAUUGUAUUGGCAAAUUAAGUGUUAUAACAAAUGGCUUUAUUAUUGCCUUUACAUCAGAGUUAAUACCGCAAUGGGUAUAUCGCCACUAUUCACCAAAUAGUUCCUUAGAAGGUUACUUAGACUUUUCGCUAUCUAAAUUUAAUACCAGUGACUCGAAUCAGACACGAAGUCUAUCGGCCAAAUAUGAUAAUUUGACGACAUGUCUAUAUGCAGAUUUUCGUGAACCACCUACCUCAGAGAAAAGAUAUCAUUUCAGUAAUAUAUUCUAUUUAGUAUUAGCCUGUCGUUUGUGUUUUGUUGUUGUUUUUGAGAAUUUCGUUGCCUUGGUUAUGAUUAUUGUACGUUGGUGCAUACCAGACAUGAGCGUUGGAUUGCGGGAUCAAAUACGACGUGAGGCCUAUAUAACCAAUGAAAUAAUUAUUGAACAGGAGACCCGUAGAGCCAGAACCGAACGUGCCAAAGGUAGUCAAUCGAUACGCUUGCCCGAUUCCGAAUCGAAUACUCCCGAUCCCAAUGAUCGUUUCAUACGCAUUGAACAACUGCUGUGCAGUGAUUUAUCCCAGUCACAAAUGGAUUUGAUAAUACAUGGUAGUAGCACCGAAACGGGUAUUAGGGGUAAUGAAGUUUAGAGAUGCGGAAUGCCGUUUAGGAAUAGAAUUAAGAAAUUCACAAACAACUGAAAAGACUUGACCUGAAAUGAAAUCAACUAUUUAUUUCGCCACAAAAAAAAAAUUAGAUUAAGUUAAAAAGUUUUCAAGCCCUAAGCUUGGAGAAAUUGAAAGUCCUUUCAAAAAAAAAAAAAACUAUUUUCUUCUAGCUUUCCAAAUUUUGUGUGAAGAUUAGGGCUCUUGUAAACACUGUUCUUCCAUGUUAUUCAUGGAGUAGUCUUUAGUUAGGUUUUUAUUGCAAAGUGCUUUUGUUCUUUUUUUUGUUUAUGUGUAGGGAAAAUUAUUGUAUUUAAUGUUGAAUUUGAAAAUAAAUCGGACCAAUUAAAACAAUUCGGACCAAUAAAUCUGUAUUUCCCAAAUGAGCCAUGACAAAAGGAGAGAUUUUUAAAAGGAGAUAACGUUAACAAAUUAAGAAACCCAGAGGAUCCAAUUCAAAGAUGGAUUUUUUUUUUAACAAAUUAAUGUUUGUUUUAAAUAUUUAAAAGAUUACUUCUAGGUAUAUUUAAUUCUUUUUUUUUUAAUUUUUAAAUUUGACCCCGUCGAGAGUGUGCAUAAAAAAAAUUGUUGGUGGAUUUUUUAAAUAUUAUUUGAGAAUUCAAACCAAUGUGAAUAUCUUUAAAAUAUUUAAUAGAUUUUUGAACAAAUUCCUCCAACGUAGAGUUUUUAAAAUAAGGGUGA